This is a messenger RNA of Siniperca chuatsi (mandarin fish), 6516 nucleotides long. It is a transcript of the gene extl3, whose product is annotated as exostosin-like glycosyltransferase 3. Gene Ontology annotation, cellular component: membrane. NCBI's taxonomy places the organism in Eukaryota, Metazoa, Chordata, Actinopteri, Centrarchiformes, Sinipercidae. The transcript has 6 exons. The coding region runs from base 730 to 3480 and encodes 916 amino acids. The record is from RefSeq and is a predicted model, not a curated record. Gene Ontology annotation, molecular function: glycosyltransferase activity.
UUUCCCACAAUGCUUUGCGGCGUGCUGUCGGUGCUGUUUGUCCUGCCGUCGCUUCAACAAUGCAGCUUUUAAUGGUGCUGUGAGCGGGGCGAACUGAAAACGCAGCAGCACCGCAGGCUUGUCCGGUGACUGUAGUCGUACAAAUUCAACACAACGAAUUUUUUUACGGUUUGACAAACCUGCCGGGCGGCUGUGACUCAGUUUUUAGGACAUCCUGGACUCUUCGGCUGGGGUUCCUGUUUUGAGAAGGAAGAGAACAUUUCAGAAGCCCCAUCUCCAUAGGAAUUCCUGACAAGGGGCCAUAAAAUGAGCACAUCCCAGAUAGAAGCCACUGGCCCACCCAGCUAUCUCACUUACCUGUGAGCAGCCAUGCCCUCCCUGCAUCACCCAUCGAGGGGAACCCCUCUCCAGAUGCAGGACUGUUUUCUGACAUAGAUUUGGAAGAAUAGCGGAAUCUAACAAUAGAAAUGGCAUACAUUUGUGUGGGCUAUAAUACAUCAGAGUACAUAUUAGAAUACAGGUGAGGCUGAACCUCUAGCCAAUAUCCGUAGGACUCUUAAGAGGAGGUAAACAGCCUCAGAUGACCUUUACAGAAGGACAGAGCUACAACCCAGCUUUGAUGAUUUAGUAUCAAUCCCACUGCCUUGCUGACAAGGUCGUACCAUGGCUGCUGCUGAUCCCCAUAGCAACGGUUCCUUGGUGAGGCAAGGAGCAGACUGAGAGUCAACAAUGCAGCGUAACGGUGGAGGGGUGGGUGCUGGUGGCCAGCCAUGGGUGUUGCGGCGUGUGCGUCUCACCUGGCUCAGUUUCAUGCUCUUCUUCAUCCUGGUCUUCUUCCCACUGAUUGCCCACUACUACCUCACUACCAUUGACGAAGCUGGGGGUCCUGAAAAGCGCAUCUUUGGCCCGCGGCCUGGUGGUGAACUGUGUGAGGCCAAACAUGUGCAGGAUCUGUGCCGAAUCCGUGAGUCGGUCAGCGAGGAGCUGCUGCAGCUGGAGGCCAAGAGGCAGGAGCUCAACGGAGAAAUUGCCCGACUCAACCUGCGCAUUGAGGCCUGUAAGCGCAGCAUUGACAGCGCCAAGCAGGAUCUCCUGCAGCUGAAGAAUGUUAUCAGCCAGACAGAGCAUUCCUAUAAAGAACUAAUGGCCCAGAACCAGCCCAAGCUAUCGUUGCCGGUCAGGCUACUGCCAGACAAGGAGGACCCAGGCCUGCCACCACCCAAGUCUGCGCGUUCCUGCCGCUUACGCUCCUGCUUCGACUAUGCGCGCUGCCCUCUUACGUCUGGAUUUCCUGUGUAUGUCUACGACACAGGCUCCUAUCCAUGGGCGGACUAUCUUGACCCAUUGGUGAAGCAGGCUUUUGUAGCGUCAGUUAAGAGCAACAUUUAUGUAACUGAUAACCCCAGCAUCGCCUGUCUGUAUUUGGUGCUGGUAGGGGAGCUACAGGAGUCCUCCUCCUCCCCACUACCAUCUCCUUCAGAGCUGGAGAAGCAACUAAAAGCUCUUCCAUACUGGAGAUCUGAUGGACACAACCAUGUACUGGUGCAUCUCUCUAGAAAGUCCAUGACACAGAACUUCCUGUAUAAUGUAAGCACUGGACGGGCAGCAGUCGCUCAGUCCACCUUCCUCGAGCAGCAGUACCGUGAGGGCUUUGACUUGGUUGUGUCACCACUGGUUCAUGCCCUCUCAGAACCAAACUUUUUGGAAGUGCCCCCUCAAGUUCCUGUAAAGAGGAAAUACCUCUUCACCUUCCAGGGGGAGAGGUUGGAGUCACUGAGGAGCAGCUUACAGGAGACACCCCCUCAGUCUUUCGAGGAGGAAAUGGAGAGAGACCCACCAGCCGACUAUGAUGAUCGUAUUAUCGGCACCUUAAAGGCAGUGCAGGACAGCCACUUAGAUCAGGUGCUGGUGGAGUUCACCUGCAAGAACCCACGGCCAAGUUUACCGACUGAGUGGGCUCUUUGUGGAGAGAGGGAGGACAGGCUAGAGGUGCUCAAGGCUUCAACUUUUGCCUUGGUGAUUGCUCCAGGGGAUGGACAGCUGGUGGCCUCAGCAGGCUGUGGGAUGAGGCUCUUUGAGGCCCUAGAGGUAGGGACCAUUCCAGUCGUGUUGGGGGACCACUCCAGACUACCAUAUCACCAGUUUAUUCGAUGGAGUGAAGCUGCCAUUAUAGUCCCCAAGCCUCGUGUCACAGAGCUACACUUCCUGCUGCGCAGCCUAUCAGACAAUGACAUGUUAGCUAUGAGGCGGCAGGGCCGCUUUCUGUGGGAGGCCUACUUCUCCACCUCGGAGAAUGUUCUUAACACCCUCCUGGCCAGCAUCAGAACCAGCAUCCAGGUUCCUGCUGCGCCCAUCAAAGAAGAGCCCGCCCACGAGAUUCCUCACAAAGCAGGGAAGCUGGCAGGAACUGAUGCCAACCUGGCUGACAAUGGUGAUCUGGAUUUGGGUCCUGUCGAGACAGAGCCCCCGUACGCAUCUCCACGCUUUCUCCGUAACUUCACAUACACAGCUGCAGACACCUAUAGAGCAUGGAACCGGGCCCCAGGGCCUUUCCAUCUGUUUCCUCACACUCCUCUGGACCCUGUACUUCCCUCUGAAGCCAAAUUUCUAGGCUCAGGUACUGGUUUCAGGCCUAUCGGUGGAGGUACGGGAGGCUCUGGGAAGGAGUUUCAGGCAGCUCUAGGAGGGAACGUGCCCCGAGAACAAUUCACCGUGGUCAUGCUGACAUAUGAGAGGGAGGAGGUGCUGAUGAACUCUCUUGAGAGGUUGAAUGGACUGCCGUACCUCAACAAGGUAGUGGUGGUGUGGAACUCACCCAAGCCUCCUUCAGAUGACCUACUGUGGCCAGACAUCGGCCUCCCGAUUGUGGUUGUCCGAACAGAAAAGAACAGCCUCAACAACCGCUUCCUUCCCUGGGAUGCCGUGGAAACCGAGGCCAUCCUGUCGAUUGAUGAUGAUGCUCAUCUCCGCCAUGAUGAGAUCAUGUUUGGGUUCAGAGUGUGGCGUGAGGCCAGAGAUCGCAUCGUCGGUUUCCCUGGGAGGUAUCAUGCAUGGGACGUCAACCAUCAGUCCUGGCUCUACAACUCCAACUACUCCUGUGAGCUCUCCAUGGUCCUGACUGGAGCUGCUUUCUUCCAUAAGUACUAUGCCUACCUGUACUCCUACGUGAUGCCCCAGGCCAUCAGGGACAUGGUGGACGAGUACAUAAACUGCGAGGACAUAGCUAUGAACUUCCUGGUCUCUCACAUCACCCGCAAACCACCCAUCAAGGUAACAUCUCGUUGGACUUUCCGCUGUCCCGGCUGCCCUCAGGCCCUUUCACACGAUGACUCGCAUUUCCACGAACGCCACAAGUGCAUCAACUUCUUCGUCAAGGUGUACGGCUACAUGCCACUACUGUACACGCAGUUUCGCGUGGACUCUGUGUUGUUUAAGACUCGUUUACCCCAUGACAAGACCAAGUGCUUCAAAUUCAUCUAGCAUCGGGCUGAGUGGCCCAGCAGAGAGCCAAAAGCAGAGUGGAUUGAAGGACUGGAAGUAUUUAAAAGAACAGCAGCUCCCACUGCGAGCAGUGAUGAAGAUGGAUGGAUGGACUGCCAGAUAAAUGCACAGAAGGAACGUUUGGGGUUAGGAUUUUACCCAGUGGGAUAGACAAGUUAACCUUAAAAGCUGUUGGCUUGUGGUCUAAUCCACAAAUCUACUGAAAAUUUGAAGAGUGAAAGCUGAAAGGGACCACUGCCAACAAAAUAAGCCUUUCAGAGUGAAUGUCACUCCUCCUUGUUCAUGUUCUUCAAUCAUGCUCAAUCAUCAACCACUACAGAUGUCAUUUGCACCUCUUAAGGCCUGUUGUGGAAAGAGGGCAGUUGUACACAGUGUACAGAAACUCUCCCACGAUAAACCCUACCUGACAAUGGAGCUAUCAGUUACUGAAUCACUGACAGACUGAUGUCAGGCUGCAUUCGGCCCAGCAGCCUGUUGACAGUUUCAGCUGGGAGAACUAAAGUGGCAACGACACAUGGCUGCCACUGCGCUUUUGUUUUUUCUUUUCCAUUUUACAGUUACAAACUGUACUUCUUGUACAUGUACGUGAGAAGCACUGAUGGUCAGAAGUAUUUUAUUGAACAGUCUUUCUUUUUUUUCCUUUUUUUAUUGUUGUUUAAAUGUGUAAAUCUCUAUGUCGAAAAACAAACAUUUUCCAGAACCUCUGCCUGUGGGAGAUCGAACACAGACGUAUUAGUCUGAGAACGAGACAGGACCUCGACUGAAGAGUUAAACUGGUUGGGCCCAAUCAUGUUUAGUAGUGUUACGUGUUCAAGAAGGAAUUCACUUCAGCGGUCACCAUAAUGCCUCAAAUUUGUCAUGAAAACCAGCCACCAUUGUCAUUUUGUUAUGCUUACAGGAUGUGCACUCUGAUGAGUGUUUAAAAUUGCCUGUUUUUUACGCUAUAGGGUGUUUGCUAAUGUUUGUAAAAUUGGUCUGAGGUUGAAGUAGUCAUGUUUAAAUGUAUUAAUAUUAACCAAUCAACGGUUACAAUGUCCCUUACUGAAGUGCAACAAAAGUCAAGAAUCACAGCUGCCAAAAUCAACAAAAAAUAGGUUUGGAUUUCUAAUUAAGGUUGUAAUUAUAAAGAAAGUCUUUAGUUAAGUUAAAUGUACUAUUAGGAUUAUGAAAAAACCUUUUAGGGAAUAGUUCGACAUUUUGGGAAAUAUUAUUUGGAGUUAGAUGAGAGGAUCAGUACCUCCUCAAAUUUGAAGCUGCAGCCGGUUAGCUUAGCUUAGAUUAGCUUAGCAUAAAGACUGGAAACAGGAGAAACAGCUUGCCUGGCUCUGUACAAAGGUAACAAAAUCUGCCUACCAGCACCUCCACUACCACCACCUGAAGCUCGCUAAUUAACAUAUGAUAUCUUAUUUGUUUGUAAAGCUUUGAGAUUUUCGUUUCCCCAUUUCCAGACAUUCUGCAAAGCUAAGCUAACUGGCUGCAGGCUGUAAUGGUUAGCCUUACAUUUAACGAACAGACAGGAGAGUGGUAACGAUCUUCUCAUCGAACUCUCCACCAGAGGGCAAAUAAGCAUAUUUCCCAACAUUUUGACCUAUUCUCUUUAAUCUAUUGUCAAUUCUGGCUUUGCAACAGAAGUACUAGAUGUGUCCUGCCAUGUUCAUGUCACCCUCCUGUAUAGAACUUAUCCAGCUCAGACAGGAACGUCACUUUACAGUGUCGCCAUAUUGGUUUCACUUUGUUUUUUGUUUUUUUUUGUUUUUUUUUACCAUUGCUUGAUGAAUGUUUUCUUUGCCAAAUAGGUACAAUGUCUGCUGCUUUACAGUAUAGUUUGCAGGGUGCACAGUGUGGAUGAUUGCUAAAGAGAUGCAGUCUGGUACACCCAUAUCUACUCUGUAUGGUACUUUACCAGGAGUCAAUCCAUUGGAGCCCUUCCCAUCAUGUAUUAUAAAUCCAAAGUCCUUUAUUUGACCUUGUCAGACUUAAUUCCUGUAAUCUGAAUAAAAGUUCAACCUAAAAAGAUCCCUUUAAAAAGAUACUGAGAUAAGUUUAGGACUUUUUUCCCAAAGUAGGUUCUAACUGGAAGGAUGCUUUUAUGAAACAAAAACUCUCAUAAGUCCAUGGUUCCUGUAUAUUUAUUGAAUAUAUUAUUACAAAAAAGAUUUUUUAAACUGAAAAUGACACAUUCAAUAAAAUGACAAGACAUUGUAGUUUAUUAUUCCUAAUCGCAAAGAAAACUAGCUUGUGCCACUGAAUGCUCGAGGGGGAAUUUAACUGACCUAAGAGCAGCACUCAGGCAGGCAAAUGUGUUUUUAUAGAUAGCAAGAUGACCUGGUUCUUAGAAAGGUCGACUUGUAACAGAAUGCCAUAAACUGAGCUUCUGCAGCAGUCGGUGGAAACGCAGUAAAGUGUCUUUGAAGCCAAAUUCCUACCUGCUCCAGGUGGCUGCUGCUGCUCUCUGGACCCUCCAGUAAAAUAUAAAGUAUUUGAUUGUUUAGCAUCUUUAGCUCAAACUGAUAAAUGAAGAGCCAGAUUCCUAAUUACACUGGUGUAAAAUGGCAAUACAGCUAAAACAAAUCCAAAUUUACACUUCUGCUGCACCAGACUUGAAACCCUGCCUGGCUCCUUGCCCUCUCGUCACAAUAAGCGUCACACACUUAUUGGAGCUCCAGGGGCCUCAUAAUUACCUGGCUGACUCUUAGGGCAUAGAUGGGGUCGGCUGGUAUUUUGGAAGUUUAAACCUCUCAUUCCUUCAGUCCCUGGUUUCCCCCCUCUAUGAUCUGUGGCACAGCUGGUUUUCCGUGGCCCAGAGCAGGAUACAUUUUCCUGGAAGGCCGUAGUCACUCUGCUAAGCAUAAGGAGUUGUGAAACUAUGUGCUCCUGGAUCUGAUCCACAACUGUGGGCGAGACUCCAGCCACCUGUAAUGCUGCUCGUGCUGUACCAGACUGAUGACAGCGUCAAACAUACCAUUGAAGGCCAGAUAAAUGGAAAUAAAAAAACUCAACAUUGUUAAAACAUUA